Lactuca saligna is the source of this 869-nucleotide messenger RNA. The record is from the annotation of a GenBank genome assembly. Lineage: Eukaryota; Viridiplantae; Streptophyta; Magnoliopsida; Asterales; Asteraceae.
CUUUAGGGUUUAAGAGCAGAAAGGGUUUUUGUGCUCGUUGUUUCUGUUUUUUCUAUUCGUAUAUCGUCUCCAUUUCUGAAUUUCCUUACUCGCAUUCCAUUAUGUGGGCAAUUCGAAGAGCCUCCGUCCGUAUCAAGUCCCAACCUUUUUCAUCAGUAACUUUCCGUGCUUCCUCUGCUAAAUUUGAAACAACAAGUCCCAGUUACACUAACAACACUAAGUUCAGUGAGCUACCACCACUUGUAUCCAACAGAUCCCUACCAAUAAAUAGAUUUUAUUCCCAGACACAUGGCAAUCAAAGCUUCUUGAUCGGGAAUCAUAGCUUUUCCUCACAGGCUGGAACAGAGAGUAGUGGGGAAGAAGAUGAUGGUCAAAACAAUAGUUUUUCUUUUAAUGAUAUUAGUGACAGUGGACUGAUUUCUGAAGCUGACAAGUCUGAAUCUGAAUCUGAAUCUGAAGAUGAUGAUAUUGCUGUGAAAGAGCCUGAAAAUGAGCGGAAUUUAUCAGAUAACGAGGAAGAAGAAGAAGCUUUAGAAACAAAAGGUGAAGAAAGAAGAGGUCCUUCAGGAUUGUUUAAGGUUAUGGUAAAUUCUUCAUCAAUGGCUGCUGCUAAAAAAGCUCUAGAUAAGUGGGUUGAAGAAGGAAAUGAUCUAUCUAGAUCAGAAAUAUCAGGUGCAAUGUUUGAACUCAGAAGGCGAAGGAUGUUUGGAAAGGCCUUACAGCUAUCAGAAUGGUUAGAGGGACAAGAAAAAGUAGAAUUCGGGGAGAGAGAUUAUGCAUCCCGUGUUGAUUUAUUCGCGAAAACCCGUGGAUUACAAAAAGCUGAAAGCUACAUCGAGAAGAUUCCGGAAGCUUUUCGAGAUUAUUAA